CAGGGGGCAUUUGUGGAGCGCUGGCACAAGGAGACGUCAUCUUUCCACCUGCCGGUUGGGGAGAUGACGAUCACCUUGCAUGACGUCCAGUGUCUUCUCCACCUGCCUAUUAGGGGGCCGCUGUUGACCCACUCCAAGAUCCAGAGGGUGGAGGCCAUUGAGUGGAUGACGCUCUAUCUGGGCAUGGAGGAGGAGGUUGCUCACUUUGAGUGCGCCACGACUUGUGGGCCUCAUGUCCGGUUCACUACACUGAAGAUCUAUUUUGAGUUCCACCUGGACGCGGCGGCCGAGGCCGAGCAGGAGGAUAACGACCUGUUCACACAGUAUCACCGCGACUGCGCUCUCCGGUGCUGGUACAUGCAUGUGGUAGGCGCUGCAUGCUUUGUGGACAAGAGCGCCAGGUACGUCGACGUGACCUACCUCCGCUAUUUCAUGGACCUGGAUACCGUUCACCAGUGGAACUGGGGGGCAGCUACUCUGGCAUAUCUCUACCAGAAGCUGAAUGAGGCCUCCAACUGGAGGACGAGGCAGCUGGUCGGAUCCUGCACUCUGCUUACGAGCUGGAUCAUCUCCUACUUCUCCCGCAUCCACGGCUUCCACAUCGAUCCUGAGUAUGUGGACCCCAUGCCCAGGGCCGCCAGAUACGUUCUCCAGAGGGGGAACGAUGCGGUGGGACCAUACCGCCUGUACCUGGACCGCACGAUGCACGACGACGUCACCUGGAGGCCGUUCGCCGACUACGCUCAGGUUGUCCCCUUCGACGGGGUUGCUCUAUAUUCAGGCUGGUUGGCAUGCGGGACCGGCAUCAUGGUUCGGUAUCUCCCGGAGCAGUGCAUGCUUAUCUGGUCUAUUUGGAAAGCUUGCAACAAUGUAAUCUUUAAUGGAGUCACAGUAACUGCGAAAGAAGUGGAUGAGUAG
Vicia villosa (hairy vetch) is the source of this 918-nucleotide messenger RNA. Its product is annotated as protein MAINTENANCE OF MERISTEMS-like. The transcript is spliced from 3 exons. The record is from RefSeq and is a predicted model, not a curated record. NCBI's taxonomy places the organism in Eukaryota, Viridiplantae, Streptophyta, Magnoliopsida, Fabales, Fabaceae. The coding region runs from base 64 to 918 and encodes 284 amino acids.